Molecule: messenger RNA, 1648 nt
Organism: Labeo rohita (rohu)
Lineage: Eukaryota; Metazoa; Chordata; Actinopteri; Cypriniformes; Cyprinidae
Gene: rab7b
Product: RAB7b, member RAS oncogene family
Exons: 6
Coding region: 194-808 (204 amino acids)
Biological process (GO): endosome to lysosome transport; phagosome-lysosome fusion
Cellular component (GO): phagocytic vesicle; late endosome; lysosome
Molecular function (GO): GTP binding; GTPase activity
Source: RefSeq, a predicted model, not a curated record
UGCGUCAGUCCCUUGUGACUCUACAGUCAUGUCCUGUUCUGCUAGGAAGAAACACAUAAUACUCUACAACAGCUGAUGUGCAUCUGGAUCAUAAGAAACACUGGCUGAUUUUUGUGGAAGAUUCAGACGCGCAGCGAAUAUCAAAACAGCCCUGACGGUAAACGCGAAGAGGUGAAGCUUUCUUCAACACAUCAUGGCCUCUCGUAAGAAGGUGCUGCUCAAAGUGAUCAUCCUAGGGGAUUCUGGAGUUGGAAAGACCUCUUUGAUGAACCAGUAUGUCAAUAAUAAGUUCAGUAACCAGUAUAAGGCCACAAUUGGAGCCGACUUUCUGACUAAGGAGGUGAUGGUGGACGACAGACUGGUCACCAUGCAGAUAUGGGAUACGGCGGGUCAGGAGCGCUUUCAGUCUCUGGGCGUGGCUUUCUACAGAGGGGCAGACUGUUGCGUGCUGGUGUACGAUGUUACGGCGCCAACUACAUUCAAGACUCUGGACAGCUGGAGGGACGAGUUUCUUAUUCAGGCCAGUCCACGCGACCCGGAGAACUUCCCCUUUGUUGUGCUGGGCAACAAAAUCGACUUGGAGAACCGGCAGGUAACGACAAAGCGAGCUCAAGCGUGGUGCCAGAGUAAGAACAACAUCCCCUACUUCGAGACCAGUGCCAAAGAAGCCAUUAACGUGGACCAGGCCUUCCAAACCAUCGCUCGCAAUGCACUUAAACAGGAGACGGUGGAUACGUAUGAUUUCCCCGACCAGAUUAAACUAAGAGACGACAGACCUGUGUCCAGCAGUGAUGGCUGCAACUGCUGAAGGAAAGACGAAACUGGGGACGGGAAGAGAAAGAGCCAACAUGGGAAAGGGAGAGGGGGAGUGAGAAAGAUGGAAAAGAUCCAGGCCUGUUAUUCUAGCGCCCAUCCUCCCCUUUUCCUCCUUUGAAACCUCCAGGGUAUCAAAUGCCACAUGUGAAAGCUGAACAUCCAUUUUCUUGCUGAACUCCAAGUAAACGUGUGGUAUGAUGAACUAUUGAAGAACAGGAAGAUUUGUUGCAUAUCCUCCGACACUGCAUUUAUUACGAGUCCUGCUAUCACUACAGCUGUCCAACAAUUUCCAUGUGGCUACUCCUGCUGUCUGUGCAAUCUGAUUUUAUUUUCUCAGAAAUGAUUCUUUGGUCAGCUAGUUCAUUGUGCCUUUUUAAUUCUUACCAUUGGUUAUUGUUAUCAAUGCCUGUUUCGCUCCUAUGCUGAAUGAAUAUGCAUUAAAAAACAUUUAUUACAUAUGUAACGGGGCUGGGAAAUCUAAUUAUGUUAUUAACAUGUUAUGAGUUAAAGCUUUUCAAAUCAGUUAAUGUAAUUCAUCACUCAAAUAUGCUCACGGAUGUCCAGGUUUCACAUAAUUUCAAAAGUUUUAAAAGGAAAAAGUAGGUAAUUAUUUAAUUCGUUUUUUUUUUUAAUUAGCAUGCACACAAAAUCAUUAAAUAUGAUAUUUACCUCUGUCUAUGUAGGGAAAAAGGUGUGGGAAAUUUUUACUGUAUUUGACUUUUUACUUCAGAUAUUUAAAAUGAUACCUCCUCUAAAUAAAAACUAAUAAGCAGGGCAAAUGACUGUUGUCAAAAGACGAAAAUAUCAAACUGAUUUCUUCACUCAUCUCCCA